Molecule: messenger RNA, 1184 nt
Organism: Molossus molossus (Pallas's mastiff bat)
Lineage: Eukaryota; Metazoa; Chordata; Mammalia; Chiroptera; Molossidae
Product: complement C1q and tumor necrosis factor-related protein 9A
Exons: 4
Coding region: 62-1060 (332 amino acids)
Molecular function (GO): protein binding
Source: RefSeq, a predicted model, not a curated record
UGCUCAGCACCUGGGUGCAGCUGGCAGCCCUGGGGGGCAGUGCAGCUCUGUCAUCUGCACCAUGAGGGUCUGGUGGCUCCUGCUUGCCACAGGAGUCUGCACAGGGGGCGUGAACUCACAGGACACGUGCAGGCAAGGGCACCCUGGUGUCCCUGGGAAUCCUGGUCACAAUGGUUUGCCUGGAAGAGAUGGACGAGAUGGAGCCAAGGGGGACAAAGGGGAUGCAGGAGAACCAGGACACCCUGGUGGGCCAGGGAAGGAUGGACUGAAUGGACAGAAAGGAGAACAAGGAGCAGAUGGAAAAGUUGAAGCCAAAGGCAUCAAAGGGGCUCCCGGCUCCAGAGGACCCCCAGGGAAGCAUGGGCCUAAGGGGUUUGUGGGCCCCAUCGGGGAGAAAGGCCCCAGAGGAGAGACUGGUCCUCAAGGGCAAAAGGGGGACAAAGGUGACGUGGGUCCCAUCGGUCCAGGAGGGCUAAAGGGCAACAUCGGACCUUUGGGCCCAACUGGUUUACAGGGCCCCGUUGGCCCCAUUGGAAAGCCCGGUCCCAAGGGGGACGCUGGGCCCUUGGGACCUCAGGGAGAGCCAGGAGCCCGGGGAAUGAGAGGCUGGAAAGGGGAGCGAGGAGAAAAAGGGAAAAUGGGGGAGUCUCCAGUCUUGCCAAAAAGCGCUUUUACGGUGGGGCUCACCGUGCUGAGCAAGUUCCCUUCCUCAGACGUACCCAUUAAAUUCGACAGGAUCUUGUAUAACGAAUUCAACCAUUACGAUAUCGCUACGGGGAAAUUCAUUUGCCACGUUGCCGGCGUCUAUUACUUCACCUACCACAUCACUGUUUUCUCCAGGAAUGUGCAGGUAUCUUUGGUCAGAAAUGGGGUCAAAGUCCUGCACACAAAGGACAGCUACAUGAGCUCUGAGGACCAGGCCUCCGGCGGCCUUGUCCUGCCGCUGAAGCUGGGGGACGAGGUGUGGCUGCAGGUGACAGGAGGCGAGAGGUUCAAUGGCUUGUUUGCAGAUGAGGAUGACGACACGACUUUCACGGGCUUCCUCCUGUUCGGCAGCUGAUGACGGAGAAGUGUUUACAAGUCGCCGUCCGUGGGAACGAGCGCCAUUAGUUGACGUUUCUCUAUUAAUUACUCUCAUUAUUGUAAUAAUCACUAAAAGGUAAAAAUAGAAAAGUUACUCUUGA